GGUUUUUCGGCUGGAAACGGCAAACAACGCGUGACUCGGUGAAACAUAACAUUUACCUUUCACUGGCUGUGAAGCUCAGUUAAUCACGUCCAAAACCACACGAUAUUCGUCUCAAUCCGCUAAUUCUUUGAUCUUGAAUAAUGGUCAUUUGACGACAUGGGGUGAAAGUAUUUAUUUUAUCGUGUGAAAACUAUUGCUGAUAGUGUGGCGACAGGAGAGACUGCAGUCAAGGUGAGUUUUCCACGCACUUUUUUUAAUAGCUUGUUUUGAAAUUUUGGUACUAUUACUAACCUGUUCGACUGAAAUCACUGUAUUCAAUGUAAGGAAAGCUUAUUAGUUUGGAUCUCGACUGCAAAGACUUUAAGCCUGUCGCUGGAGUUCGCGUAAUACCCUGCUAGCAGGGUAGAGUUCGCGUGUUCCGGUUUGGCAAUUGCAGAAACUGAGAAAGGCUUCAUUGAACUGCGAAUUGCUUCUUCUUAAAACGUUCAAUUAUUUUUAUCAGUAAGCGUUAUCCAUGACCAUUUAAUGAUAUCCAAAUGCUAUAUACAAUAAUUAUGAGUCACCGAGACCAGUUCACAAACAGACCUUUUCAUCUGUACCUUACGUAAAUGGAAUCUCAAGCACGUAAGACAUAACGAUCUAAUUUGUCGCAAUAGUGACUGUACGUACUGUCUGACACAGUAAAUUUUAGAGGAGUUUAAAACGGUGAACGUUGCUAUAACAUACUGUGCACUGAAGGUAUUUUUUUUAUCUGCAAAUUAAAGUUGAGUGACAUGUCUUCUAUUAGAAAUUCCACUUCAAUUUAAAAUUGAAUUGUGAUGACAAAAACAAUAAACUGUAUAGAAUUCUCUGACUUUUCAGGCAUUGUUUAAGGAGUUUUAAUAAAUCUGAGCGAGUCAAAUUUAGGUCUUAAACAAAGUUUGCAGAUGCAACCGACGGUUCAGAAGAAGGGAUAAAUAGUAAGGAAAAAGGUUUCCAGACACAGUCCAUCCCUCCUGAGCUUUGACUCAUUCCAUAAAAAUGGGAUCAAUUUAUGUUUCACUUAGGGUGCUUUCCAUUUGUCAGAACUGACUGGCCAGACCAUUCCCAUCGUAAUGAGAAUUUCACUAUUGAUCAAAACUAUCCAUCCAGAUCAGUCAAAUCCUAAACAGUGUGCACGAAGGAGAUAGUUUUUCAGCAAAAACCCUCGGAAAAAGACGAUUUCAUAGCUAAAAUGACUGGUCGGCAAUGGUCCGGCUGGCCAGUUCUGACAAAUGGAAAGCGCCCUUAGUUUAUGUCAAUCUCUUUGUCAUUAUUUUUCUGAUAAUUGUUGUGUUUUCUUUCUAGACCACCCCAAUUCUACACCACGGCAAUGGAACCCUUUGAUAAUGACAGUAACAUGAGUGACAAGCAUGUUGUAUUGUGCCACCUAAUUUGGAGAAGGUCUUAAUAAUAGAUCAUAACCUCUACAUGCCUUGAAGAAUUUUUCAUCACUGCUAUUUUCUUUAUUUGAAUCAGGCAGUGUUUAGGGAAGGAACUUUUACUGCAUCAGCUGUAGUCAUUUUUUGUAUUUUUGUCAAGGCGCUUGUUGGGAUACAAUGGCCCAUGAUCAUCACUUAUUGUGGACGACAACGGGACAGAAAACUGCGUCAAAACAACAUUUAGAUCCUCAGUCACUUUAUCAUUUCUUCAGCAAUGCAAAUGCGGCAAGAGCUCGUCAUGGAAGGCCCAUUCAGCGCAUUAAAAGUGCAGCUCCCAGGAUUGGUGGAAGGGAACGUGAUAGUAUUGUUGGAAGUCAUUUGGGAAGCUUUGCAAGUUUAAGGGAUCCAUCGCCGACACCAGCAACAUCACGGCCAUUAUCAUCAAGAAGUGGCAUAAGUUCGUAUAGCUCACGAUCAGUACACAAAGCUAAACCAACUCAAAGCAUGUCACCUUCUGCUUUGUAUCGUGGACUUCAUAAAGCAAGAUGCAAAUCUGCUCCACCAAGGCCAGCUGAUUAUUACCUGCCCCAGAGACCUAAAACUGCAAAACCUCAUGGAGGAUGUGCAUCUGCAUCUUCUAGGGUUGCUGCAAAACGUGCUUGGCAAAAUAGGACGAGUUCUGCAAAAAGCCAGCACUCUCUUUUACCAAGAGAAGAAGUACUGGUGGAACGGCAGCGGGAGCGAUGCAAAUCAGCUCCACUUCCUUAUGAUUUUAGCUCUAUUGAUGUUGUGACAUCUGUGCCUGAAGAUGGGUCCGACAUUCAACGACUGAAAGCUUUUACACGACCUUUGACGUGUAUGCCAGAUGUAGUUCAGAAUGUCCUUUCACACAAUGGAUUAAGACACUGCUGCUCUGCGUAUCAACCUAGACCUAAAACAGCUUCUAGUUCGGUAGGUCUCAAACUGCCUAAACCAGUGGCGGUGAUGCUCAGUCUCCAGCAGGGUUUAUUCCUGAAAAUUAUAGAAAAAUGUCAUUGUUAGUUUGGAGUUACAGUGUGGAUCCUAAAUUUUUGAAAGUGUUUGUCAAUUAAUAUCCCCCCUCCAUCCUCCUUAUAAGCGAACAUUGUGAAUUUAUUUUUUUACUUGGGCAGAAAAUGUAUGAAUAUAGGCCUAAGGGAUAACAUUUACAAUCACUGUCCAUGCUAAGGGAAAUUUACUAUAACUAUUUUAAUUUAUAAAAUAACUAAGAUAGUACGCGCUUUCUGAUUGGUUAAAAACCUAUGGCUCAUAAUUGUGCCAGUAAACUCAUAGAAAACUUAAAGUUAUUUUAUAAAAGCAAUAGACCACACUUUCUAUGAUGACUAUGGGUUUACCUGCACGAUAACCCACUUGGGAUGUUGGGAAAACAGUUGAAAAGCUUGUAAAUCACUCCCCUCUCGUGAUUGACAAGACUUUUUUCAAGUCCUCAGUGUCAGUUGUUAAGGACAUAAAGAGUUUUUGCUGGGUUCAAACAGGUAUUUUAUGCCCACUUGCCUGAUUGACCUGGACCAAGACAAGAAGUCUUCUAACUAAAUCAUAGAAAAGUAAAAUAAAACAUGCAACUACCCCACAACAGUAAAAUUUGUGAGCUGCCUGACCAGUGUACAUUAAGCUGGACCAGGUGUAUUGGUUGUUAGUCAGGUGACUCACUGUGUAUAGAUAUUUGGUUGGUAGCAGCUCAACUGCUGUACCUGAGGUGUAAUUGUUAAAUUGUAAGUAAAUUGUGUAAUUGAAAGUUCCUGCUUCAAAGGAAGAUGGUGAAAGGCGACUAUAUUAUUUACGCAUGAAAGAGAUAUUUAAUGCAUGAAAAAAAUAUUCGACAUAUCUCUUUAGGGUAUUAAUAAUGGUUUGGAAUUUGAUUAGAAACCUGUAUAAUUUUCAUGGCUGUGGUUUAUAAUUUACCACACAGUCUGAAAUACCUGCACUGGAUGACCCUUUGCAAUACAUUGUAUGUUUGAUUUUAAUUUGCCACGAGUUUUUAACUAUGCUUCUUUCUUUUCCCUGAAUUGACAGAGACAGCAGUUUUGGCCUGUGACAAGACCAGCAGUGGUAAGCUAAAAUACUGCCACUGUUUUCUCAGUUAAUUUCCCAAAGGAAUGUCCAACAAGAUAGUAAAGUACAGACAUUCUGGUUAGAUAAAAUAUUAUUGUGUCAUCAGGAUUUGCUACAUUUAUUUUUAUAGUUAUCAAAAAAGACAAUAAUUUAUUAUAUUGCUCUUCAAACCCUUUCAGAGGAAAGGAAUACCAGUAAAUUCAAAAAUUAAAAAAAAAAAAAUCAAAAGCUUUUAUUAGAAAGAGCUACAUACCUUGGAUGUAUUUUUUUUUCCACCAAAAAUUGUUAUUUUUUCUUUGAGAUACUCUCCUUUUAUUUGCGGCCAUCUUUAACAUUCUAUCACAACAGCUAACAUCAAUGGUCUCCUUUGUACCCCUGUACAUAACUCAAAGGAUUUAUUUUGUUCAUUCCACAGUUCCACAGAGGAGAUGUUCCAAAGUAUCUUCAUUUUGUGAAGCCAGCAGGUCUUUGGGUAAAAGGAGAAGAAAUUCGUCGUAGUACAUCUCCAGUUGAUAAUCUUGCCAGAACAGAUGACCCCUUCGAUGUUUCUGUAGGAGCAGAUUUGCUGUUUAAUGGAGAUGAUGACCUUGAAGGAACAGUUUUGUAUGAGGAGCAGUUUUUAAUUCCUGCCACUCCUUCUGAAGCAUCUGUUUCAGAGAGAGAAUGUUUUGAAAAUCAAGAAGAAAUGCCAGAUUCAAAAGGUACUGAUUAAAAAUACUCUAGGGGGAUAAUUUUAUUCAUUAAAUUUUGGUUUUAAUGUACAUAAGUAGUGUACUACAGGGGCAGUUCCAGAAAAUUUAGAAAGGGGGCGACCAUGACACUUGCCAGCUAGAUAUUAUUAAUUUAUUUUACUGAGAAUUCUUCAAAAAUAAUACAAGUCCACUCAGUCUACCCCUAAAUCCACCCAUGCGCUACCUUUCCUUAGUUUCUUGCUCUACCUUACCUGGCCAGACUGGGGAAAAAUUAGAGUCAUAGCCGCCUGCCUAAAAUCCAGGGUAACCCCAGCCGUGGACGGGGUUGUCAAGGGAUAAAAACAUAUGGGGAAGCCAGGAUCAGAAGGUCUUGGACCCUGGCCUGGCCAGAACAGGGCCAAAUUAAGGCCUUCCUGGAAGCUGGGGUGAGCUUGGCCAAGUGUGGAUAUUCUCUUGCAUCGGGAAUAUAUCCCAAGGCCUACCUAUUGGGCCUGGAUUUCAAGAUUUUUGGCGAGGUUUUAAAAUGAGAAAAAAAUUAAUAUGGCCUUAUGAAGCUUUUUCUUCUGGACUUGACCUUGUCUGAGUUGUUUUUUAAGCUUGGUAAAGUUUUGAUUUGUUAACAACAAGGAGGAGACACAGGUACAAACAUUUUAAACAAUGCAGAAACAAAAUAAUGAAAAUAAUGAAAACAACCCAGCCAUAUUUGUCAGUUUACUAUGAACCCUUUAAGCCCCAAUAUCCACAUAUAAACUCUCCAUACUGAUCUUCAUACAUUUCUUUAAAGAAUUAGUUGAGAGAGUUUGAUAACAUAUCAAAGCAUUUUCUCUUUAGUGAUCAUUUUAUUAACUCUCAUAACCAUUUCUCUUUGCAACAUAUGGAUAUUGUUAGGAGAAAAUUGAUGAUGGUCACUAUUGGGACUUAAAUGGUUAAAAGUAAGAGAGUCCUAGCUAAAAAAAAAUCAUUGAAUUAAAAUUACCUGGUAGACAAAAAUAUUAAAAUUAUUUAUAAGUUUGUUUCUGAUUACUAGCAGAUGUAGACGUCAAGGAACCAAGUGAAGCUGGGGAACCUGAAAUGAUGAGUCCAACAAUCAAUCUUGUUCAUGAGUACUUAAUAGGAGAUGAGGAAGCUGAGAUUGGUGACCCUGUGACAUCUGAUGCCACACCAGAACUAAAGACACAAGAAUCUCAAUCUGAUGAGAAAACUGACCCUAUUGAUCAGGUAUUUGAUCAGUGGUUAACACUUUGGAAAGAUGUAUUAUAAUCAUUAUGUCCCAAGUUCAUCUUUCAUUCACCACUUAAAAUUUACCAUCUUUCUUUGUUAAUUACAUAUAUGCAGGAUACAUAGAGAAAGAGUUCCUGUAUGAACUCAGUGUAUGGCCUUGCUUUCCAUGUGUCUCUCUGCUGCUCAGUUAGUUUACUGUCCCCUUAGUGUUUGGGUGGUGAUUGGGUAUGAAAGAUUUGAGCUUCUUUUCUUUGUGUUGUUCUUAUUAUUAAUCAUGUGAAUGUGCAUUGUACAAUUUUAACUUUAAUAACUUAAUUUUGCAAUAAUUGGUUUCUCAAUCCGACCCAGAUUGUGUUUUCUUUGUUUAGGGAUUUGAAGUCAUCAUUACCAAAGUGGAACAUUCACCAGUUCAAACUCCAUCCCCUGAUGUCACAGAACAAGAACCUGAAACAGGCAUGCCAAACAAUGAACUUGAUGGUGAUUUACAAAUAGUUGUUCCUGACAUUCCGCAGUGGGCAACUAAGGAAGAGGUAGCAUCAGUGGAAGAAGAACAAAAUAAAAAUGUCCCUGAGGAACAAGAGAUUAUACCACAGCCUACCCAGGACCCUGGGGAGCCUGUGGAGCCUGUGGAACCUGUUAAUGAGGUGGAAGAUGGACCUCCUAAAAACGAUGUUGAGGAUAAGGACUGUGAAGUAGAAGAGACAAAACCACAAAUGAAUCAAGUUAAGUUUGCUGAUUCUCUUAUUCUCACAAGCUAUAAACCACCACCGCUUAAAAAAGAAAAGAAAGAGCAGCCCAAGAAACCUGUUUCAAUUUUAAAGCCUGCUGCAAGUAAAGUGGAGUCUCCAUCAAAUGAACCUGAGACACCUAAAGUCCCAGUGCUUUCCCCAUUGAAGAAAGACUCACCUGUUCAGCGCAAGGUGCCAGAUAAACCACUCAGGCUGGUAAAACCACUACCUGUUAAACCAGAAGGAGAGGUUAAAGAAAAGACGGUAUCAACAGAAGAAGAGAAAGCUCUGGUGGAAGAAACAAAAGUUGUGGAAGAAAAGACUGAAGAACCACCUAAACUGGACCCUGAAGUGUAAGCUCUCCUUCAUUUAUAUUAAUUUAAUAACUUAAAAUGUUAAUAUUUACACUGUAAAAAAACUUGCCACAGGCCAAAUUUCAUUUUCAUUUUUCCAUGGCAUGGCCCACUUGCAUGUCAUCUAGGAAACCUCACUUUUGCUUCGGAUUCAAAUAAAAAUGCUUGACACUAUGCUAGGAUCACAAAUUUAACAGAAAAAAAAAUCAGUCCAAGUCUUCUUACAUGACUGACCUCAUAAGGGCUAGAGGUAUGUAAAGCUUCUAGGAUAUUUUGUGACUGAUAAAUUAAUAGGAAUGAAGGUGCAAUUUAUCAUGCAUAAGAUGUCAUAUGAUUACCAAACAAAAGACCCCCCAUUAGUUAGUUUCUGUGAGUUUGUUCUUCAGCUUACAUGUACUCUUUUGCCUAACCAACUCAAGAGAGUUUUCGUGGUUAAAUAAGUGCCACAAUGAGUUUCUUAGCUCUUAAGCUUAAAAUGAAUUCAGUGUGAGUAAUUUGGUUUUCAUGACUUUUAAAGGAAAUUGCUUUUUUGAGUCAGUAUCUUACGUAAACUUUGUGUUUAUUUUUGUUUUUAUAGUUUACCCAAGCCAGAGUAUAUUAGAGCUCCUGGUGCAUACAGGAUGUAUGAUCCAAAGGUACGGAUUACACACACACACACACAAAAAUAUGUUGCUAUUUUACAAAUGAAAGUCUAAGCUGUAGCUUUUGUUUAGUAUCUUUAUGUCUAAAGAUAGGCUGCUGUUAGGGAAAAACAGGAAAUAUAAGUCGCAGGAAGAAAAUAGAGCAAAACUGAGGAGGUAAAAAAGUUAGCUUUAUUUGCUCCAUGUUUUUCUCAUGGAGUGGCGGGAAUUUGUUGCCCUUUCUGAAAAUAUGAGGCAAGAAAAUAUUUUGGAUCAUUUAGAAAGUCAUCAUUAGCUCAGAAGUUUGUCAGAGAGGUAGAUUUGCAUUAAUGUUAAUUACUAGUACUACAGAACUAUUAUGCAUUUUGGGCUGCGAAAUUAUUGGGUAUAGGUAGUUAAGUCAUCUUUUUGUCAGUGGGUUUAAAAACAUGAGUACUUUUGGCAUGGAAAGCAGUAACAUUCAGAACAUAACUUGAAUUAUUGUUUCCUGCUGGAACAUUUUUUAUUUGACUAUAAUCACCAUUGCUUGAAGAAGGGAACUAGCUAACCUGACUUCUCCAGAUGUUUGUAAAUAAUUUAUCUUGUUAUCAGCUAAACAUCUACAUUCUGCAUGAAUUAUUGAACUGCUGACAGAAUACCCUUUGACUUGCCAAAACUAUCCAUUUAGUUAAGAUGGUCACAGCUUCUUCUCUUUUUUUUUCUUUUCAAUGUGUGAAGUAGAAAAUAUUGAUCUCUUUUCUAUGACAUUUUUCUUCUAUACUCCAAAAUCAUGUUGUUUAUUGUGGCCAAAAGUACUCAAACUGUGAGGUGAAGUUUUGAAUUUGUUGCAUUUUGUUGCUUAAUGACAAAAAUAAAAAGUUUUAGUCUCCACUGUUAAUGAGUCAUCGCACAAAAAGUAAGUUUGAAAAAAUAAAAUGAUUAAUGCUUUUCUAAGCACAAAUAAGACGUAUGAUUACUCUAAAAAGUUUCUACUCCAUAAUUAUCCUGCCACCUGCAUGGAAAGUGAUAUUUGAUGUCCUUCUCUUGACUAAUGUUGAUAUUCUGGUAAUGACCAUGCAUAUUUUGGAGACUUAAGGCAGGUUUAAAAAUAUCAAUCAUCAAAUUGCCUUCUGAUUAACAAAGGUAAAAAAUGCUUUCACUUUUUUUAACAUUGCGGUAUUUAAUUCAUUUACUCUUCUCUUUUAACCAAUCAUAAUUCCACAGUCUAUUUUUCUUUUAACUCAUGCACACAACAUGUUUACAAUAAUCAGACUGAAACUAACCCUUUUACUACCACAGUUAAUGGUAUAGUCAUUUAAGGUGGUUCUAACUUUUGAGUCUUUGGAUGAAUUUCCAUUUUGUUACAAUUCAAAGGAAUUCUCUUUAGUAGAAUUUUCACAUUGCACUCCUUCAUCUCAGCAUUUUACAGAUCGAAUUGUUUGGAAAUUUUGGUCAACGCUAAGAUUAAGGGGGUUAAUUCUCGGUGUUAUUCUUUGAACUACAAUGCAUCAUAGCACUCAAUGAAUUGAAACAUACCUAUUUUUCCUAAAGGACCUUCUAGAGUAUCAUUUGGAACAAAAAAGAGAGUCCAAGCCUGUUAAGAAGUCCCUCACUAAUCCUACAGUUAUGCCUCAGUUCAGACCAUCUCCUGAGAGCACUGAAGUCAUGACAACCAUCUUGGACGAACAGAAGGUAAGUACAAAGGGUAGUUAGUUACCAUAAAGUUCUGCUUAUAUGCCCCUCCCCCCCAAGUUGUAGGCCCAUUUAUAUGUACCUGCAUCUAAACCAAAAAUAAUCCCGUCAUAAGCCCCCCCCCCCAGAUAUAUACAUUAUAAGUGCCCCUCUAGCUUGUAUUGAAAUGAAUUUGAUUUUUACAACAUUUUGAAGCUUAAAAAGUGGGUAAAAGCCCUCCUUAUGAAGUUGUUUUUAGUAGUCCACCAAAAUAUAAAACAAGAAAAAGAAAGGAAAUGUUACAAAAAGGCAUGGCAUCAUGCCAUGUUGAGGUAGGUCUGUUAAUUUUAUAGAUGUAUUUUUGUCUGUUUUCUCUAGCGGAAGAGAGAGGGCAUGAAGCCAUGGUUGCAAGGGAGAUUGGCACUUUCUAAACAAACUAGUCGCUUUGAGCUUCCCAUGGAUGUUAGAUUACUUGAAGGUACAUGUUGUUGUACAUACAUCUAUGUAAUUUGUACUAAAAGUUAAUUUGAUAUAAUGUGUAAAAAUUAAUAAUAAUCAUGUUGGACACAAAAUAUUAAAACAGCACCUUAGAAAAACAAAUCAUUAAUUGGUCCCACUAUCAAGGAUGGUUAAUGAAGAGGAGUCCACAGCCUUCAAAAAAAUCUUCUGUCCUGUGGGCCUCGCUUUCUUCCUUAAAGUAAGGGGCCCCUUCCCUAGCUAUAUUCACCACUUCAAUAGGUGAUUUUGUAUUCUUUGACAAUUGUGAUCAAAAUCUGAUUUCUUCGUUUUUUUCUUUCCUGUAAAGCUAUGACACCAAUGGAUUACUUAACCAAGUACUGCAUUAUCAGGUCAGGAGUGCAGAUAUCAUUUGAGGUUCUUGUUCAAUUUAAUGGUGUAAAAACGUCUUCAUUUAUAAGACAUAAAAUAACUUAACUUCCUCUUCUUGACAAUUUCAGCACAAGAAGGAAAGCACUUUACAAGCACAUAUUUCUGAAGGUGGAUAAAGACAGAGAUAAUUUAAUAACCUUCAGGGUAUGUGUCUAUGUAUAUAUUGGUAAUGGAACUGAGUGGACUGCAAUGUGGUCUGAAAUCAUACGCGUGAUUUCAAAAUUGCACAAGCAUGCACCACGAAUACGAUUUGAAAUCACUAGUAUGAUUUCAGACCAAAAUUGCAAGACAUAAAGUUCAAUUACCACUUUAUUUACAGCCAUUUUGAAAUCGCAGAAUUCAGUCAGUACCGAUAUUUUAUUGAUCAAGAAGGUGGUUAGUUGAAAACUGGAAACAAAAAGGCCUUUACAUCUCAUUUUGUAUUCGAAACAGAAAUGACGUGAUAUAGAGCAAAAAUAAAGCGAUUCAGAACAGAUGUGAUUUAGAGCUUAAAAAAGUGUGAUUUGUGAAUAAAUCACACUGCUGAGAGCCAAUCAGAUUGCAGAGAUCACCAGUGAUCUCAAAAUGGAUAUAAUAAGCUUAUACGUCAACCCAUUUAGUAUCUUUGGUGUUGUUCGGAUUAUUACAAUGUUGCUGACCCAACAAAUAAAUUUUUUCCCAAAAAAUCACAAUGAUGAUGAAUACUGAGAAGUGAUUGUGAAUUUACUCAUGCUGUUCUUUGUGCAACGUUUUGUCAAAGGAAAUGGGUAGAGGCUUGAAGGAAAUUCAUGUAGACUCCAUAACUACAGAACAAGUCAAGAAACUUAUAGAGGUAACAAGCAUUAACUUUAUGAAUGGACUUACUUUAAUAUUAUUACUUUUGUUUCUGCUCACGUUCAACUUAAUUAUUGGGUAUUAGUGAUCACUUUGCCUCAUCCUGUUACAGAUGGUUGAAGGAAAUGAGAAGUCUACUUUUAAUUUGGCACAGUUCUCAGCAAUUGCUGCAUUUUCAGAAAGGUUACUCUUCUCAGAAACACAGUGAGUGAAAUAAUUUUGUGGUAGAUCUUUUUAUUACCAUUUUAGUGUUAAUGACCUACACUUAGAACUUCUAAGGGAAACAAAAUCCGGGGGGGGGGGGGUUACUGCCAUAUAUGGACUAUAUAGGUAUGUGCCACUGUGAAGGGUACGGUUUUCAAGCAGUUUACUCUAGGAUAGGGUAUAUAAAUCAGAGUGUUUGGGUCUAGAACAGGGUAUCAUUUUUCAGGAAACUGAUCAGUUUGUUGAAGACUUUAUCUAGACUAGGGAUUGUGGUAUAAGGUUUUGUUUUGGCUAGACUGUGCUAGUGACCUUAGUAGUUUCUGGAAAACAACUACUCUAGGAUAGGGGGGAUUUGGGGAGUUUACUCUAGUAUAGGGUAGCAAAAUUCAGCUGAACUAGCUCUGGUAUAGGUUAAGGGUUCCAGGGUCCCAGCGGCACAUCCCCACCCAGAAAUUCCUAAAGUAACCCCCCCCCGGAACAAAAUAUAGUUUGUGUGGGAGGAAGGGAAGUUCAGUUAAGCAAGUUUGACUAACUGCAUCCGAACAAGCAAUUGAAUGUGUAUCAAUUUCCUUUUAGAAUCACAGAAAAGAAGAGCAUAUAUAGCUCAAAGGAAAUUAUAGAGGAAGCAGACUUCUGUGGCCUUAAAUCUAAGCUGAGUGGAUUCCCUGUAAGUAGGAAUUGAUAGCUUUGAAUUGUGUGCUUGUGUGUAAAAGUUUUUGAAAUAUUCACAAAAAUGAAGAAAAAUAUAUAAAAAUUAAGCCUUGAUAAUUAAAAAUAUAUUAAAAUUGUAAUAGUGAUAAAUUAUAAUGAUAAUAAUAAAUUUUAUAAUAAUAAUAAAGUAAAUAAUAAUUUUGAUAUUAAUAAAACAAAGAUCUAUUUAUAGGAGAUGCAAACUACUUGAAUGCAUUCUAGAUAUAAUAUUGGUGUUAUAAUCCAGAUAAAAUUGAAUUGAAGUUGUUUCCCCCUUUUUACCUACAAGUGGUGAUUUUAUAAACUGUUUUGCUGAUUUGUAAUAUGUUUAUUUCAUAUUUUAAUUUUUUCAGGUAAAUCCGACAGUCAGGAAGAUUUUAGAAGUUUUGUAGCGAAACUGUCAAUAAUUAACUAUUUUCUUACAAAUAUAUAUUAAAAUUUGUAGAUUUGGAAAUGCACUGUAUUUUAUUUAUAAAAUUAUUUAAUAUAUAGUAUUUAAAGUCUAUAUUAAUCACAGAUUUGGGAAAUUUGGUUUUUUACUAUCUUAUGCAAUUUGCAGGGAAUGUAGGAGUCAAGAUACUAUUAAUUUGUAUCAGUUGUCAAGUAUAAUUUUUUAACAUUAAUUAAAUGUAAACAAUUACGUUUAAUUAUUGAGGACCAUGAUUGCAGGUAUCCUGGAAAAGCAAAUAUUAGGGUCGGAACAAAAUAAUGGUAAAAAUAUAACAAGACUCACCAAGAUGUUGGAGACCUGUUUGGAUCAUCCAAGAGCCCAGAGUUACUUGUUUAAACACCUAGAUGGAAAAAUCAAGACUUUGACUCAUGACCAAUGUUUUUGAGACUUUGAGAUUUGAUCAAGAGUUUUUAGAGAGCUGUGAUUUCUCAGAUUUCCCACCCCUAAAAUCCUAGUGGAGGAACUGUGCUGAGUUGAGCUAGAUACUGUAUUGAGUUGGAAGAUGCAUUAAGGUUGUAGGACUAGAAAACAGAUAUGCUAGAAGGGUGAGGGGCAGUGUAUUUCACUUCCUCUGGUCUCCAGUGUCUCACAGUAUUGUGAUGGUUGUUACGUGACACACUAAAAAAAACUGUAAACAAAAGUAAAUGACACAUUUUCAUACAGCAGUCACCGAUUACUUAGAUUAUUUAUUCCUCGUUAGGUAUUAUAGGCUGGCCUCUACAUGACAACAAUCACUGAGAUUGACUUUUGUUUUCUCUAAGUCUCUUCUCCAUAGAUGUAUGUUCACUAGUAUCAAUGAAAAUAAUUGUGAGUUGACCAAUCAUAGGGACCUGGAAAUAAAGAAAUUAAGCCAGAUUUUAAACAUUAAAUUGUCAGUCCUUUGAUCUGCAAGCAUUCCUAAAUGGGAAAGAUACAUGUUUAGACUUUAAGCCAGAUGAAUGCUGGCUGACCCAAUGAGGAGCACUAAAGUUUGUACACUUAUCAAAUGAAGGGUUACCUACUUACUUAAAAUAUAUGAA
Molecule: messenger RNA, 12820 nt
Organism: Porites lobata
Lineage: Eukaryota; Metazoa; Cnidaria; Anthozoa; Scleractinia; Poritidae
Source: the annotation of a GenBank genome assembly